UGAUGGUGUGAGGUCACAGUCUCGCGAGAUGAGACGUGUGAUGCCUGGGUUAGCUCUCCGGCACAAGCCAAGGAGCUGGACAUUAACGGGGCUGCGGGAUCUUUAAACAGCGAUCGGGGACCGUAGGCAGCGUAAAGAAAAACGGGACUGUCCCGCGAAUAGCGGGUCUAUUGGGCGGCUGCUAUGCUGGAAAGCACUCCGCAAUUGGCAUUAUAGGAUGCUAGCCAUUCCGCAUCUUGUACCCCACCAGACCUCAAAAGUAACUGCAGGAUAUCUUACCCUGUGUGAGGCCAAAGUUGUGAUUGGAUAAACAUCAAACCACCCACAUUCUACUGAGCUUCUCUGUUGCAAAUGACAGGCUGAUCAAGACCAAGAUGUCUUCUGAAUGUUUCAACUUAGUUGCACAAUCAAGGUUUGAUUCCAAAUGGCUGAAGACGGACCUGCAGCUUGCUUUCACAAGAGAUGGCUUUUGCAGCCUGUGGAAUGAAAUGGUAAAAGAUGGAGAAAUAGUUUACACUGGAACAGAUGCUACACAAACUGGAGACCUUCCAUCUAGAAAAGAUGAAAUCAAUGAAGCCCAGAGCAGUUCCAAGAAAGAGGAUCAGAAUGAUAAAGAGAAAAAAGAAGAUGAUGAAAUUCUAGCACCAAAUUACAAGGCCAAAACUAUCAUGGAGAGUUGGGUGUGGGGAAGGCAACCAGAUGUGAAUGAGCUGAAGGAAUGUCUCUAUACCCUUGUAAAGGAACAACAAUUGCUAGCAGCUCAGACUGCCAAAACCACUCUUUCUGCCAUGAGGAUGAAACAGAGACUUGUCAUUCUGGAACGAUACUUUAUUGCACUUAACAGGACUGUUUUUCAGGACACUGUUAAAGUGAAGUGGAAAAGUAGCAGUGUACCUCAGCCUUCUGCUGAAAAGAAAAGUGAGGAUAUGUUUCAUGUACACAGUUCCCGUCCUGUUGGCCAGGGGGUUGAAGGACUUGCCAGGGUUGGCUCCAGAGCUGCGCUAUCAUUUGCAUUUGCCUUUCUACGUAGAGCAUGGAGAUCCGGUGAGGAUGCAGACCUAUGUAGUGAAUUGUUACAAGAAUCCCUUGAUGCACUUAGAGCACUUCCAGAGGCCACGCUCUUUGAUGAAGGCACUGUAUCUUCUGUGUGGCUUGAAGUUGUGGAAAGGGCUACCAAAUUUUUAAGGUCUGUUACAGGGGAUGUGCAUAGUACUCAGAGCCCUAGAAGUCCAGGCAACAUUCCACUGCAGGACCAGCACCUGGCACUUGCAAUUUUACUAGAGCUGGCUGUACAGAGGGGAACCCUAAGCCAAAUGUUAUCUGCUGUUAUGCUUCUGUUGCAACUGUGGGAAAGUGGAACAAAAGAAACUGAUAAUGAGAGAUCUGCACAGGGAACCAGUGCACCACUCCUUCCUUUAUUACAAAGGUUUCAGAGUAUUGUAUGUAAUAAAGAAAUCCAUAACAUGGAGAAAGAAAUGCAGAUUCUUUCUUGUCAGCUGAGUCCAAAUGAAAACUUUCUUAGGUAUCUGAUCUUGCCUCAGGACAAUGAGUUAGCUAUUGAUCUUCGGCAAACAGCUGUAGUGAUCAUGGCUCACCUGGACCGCUUGGCUGCACCUUGCAUGCCUCCUCAGUGCAGCUCACCAACCUCACAUAAGGGUGCGCUACAGGAGGUUAUCAGCUGGGGUUUGCUAGGAUGGAAGUAUUAUGCUAAUGUGAGUGGUCCCAUUCAAUGUGAAGCACUUGCUAAUCUUGGAGUUACACAGGUAGCUUGUGCAGAAAAAUGCUUCCUAAUACUCUCCAGAAAUGGCAAACUAUACACUCAAGCUUACAACAAUAAUACCCUGGGACCACAGCUGGUACAGGGUCUUGCAUCCCGAAAUAUUGUGAAGAUUGCUGCACACCCUGACGGGCAGCAUUAUUUGGCCUUAUCUGCAACUAGUGAACUUUUUUCAUGGGGUUGUGGUGAUGGUGGAAGAUUAGGCCAUGGGGACACUGUAUCAUUGGAAGAACCAAAGCUAGUAUCUGCUUUGAGUGGGAAGCAGACUGGAAAGCAAGUGAUUCAUAUUGCAUGUGGGAGCACUUACAGUGCAGCUAUCACAGCUGAUGGAGAACUAUAUACAUGGGGUCGUGGCAAUUAUGGAAGACUAGGACAUGGUUCUAGUGAGGAUCAGACAGUUCCAAUGUUGGUGACAGGAUUGAAGGGUCUAAAAGUUGUUGAUGUAUCCUGUGGUAGUGGAGAUGCUCAGACUCUUUCAGUGACAGAGAAUGGGCAAGUAUGGUCUUGGGGUGAUGGAGACUAUGGAAAGUUAGGAAGAGGAGGUAGUGAUGGCUGCAAAACACCUAAACUAAUUGAAAAACUGCAAGAUCUUGAUAUUGUAAAGGUGCGCUGUGGCAGUCAGUUUUCCAUAGCAAUUACGAAGGAUGGCCAAGUUUAUUCUUGGGGUAAAGGAGACAAUCAGAGGCUGGGGCAUGGAACAGAAGAGCAUGUCCGGUAUCCCAAGAUCAUGAAUGGCUUACAGGGUAAGAAAGUAGUGGAUGUUGCAGUAGGAUCCACACAUUGUUUGGCUUUGACUGAAUCUGGGGAAGUUUAUAGUUGGGGGAGCAAUGAUCAAUGCCAGCAUUUUGACACUUUGCGUAUUGCCAAACCUGUACCAUCUGUGCUUCCGGGACUGGACUCUAAACACAUAGUUGGGAUCUCUUGUGGUCCUGCUCAGAGUUUUGCGUGGUCAUCCUGCUCUGAAUGGUCUAUUGGCCUCCGCGUUCCUUUUGUGGUCGAUGUUUGUCCCAUGACCUUUGAACAGCUUGACCUCCUGCUAAGACAAGUUAGUGAAGGAAUGGAUGGGACCUCAGACUGGCCACCUCCCCAAGAGAAGGAGUGCAUGGCAGUGGCAAUGCUUAACCUGCUUCGAUUACAGCUUCAUGCUGCAAUAAGCCAUCAAGCUGAUCCAGAAUGUUUGGGCCUUGGUCUAGGCAGUGUUUUGUUGAACAGUUUGAAGCAAACAGUUGUUACACUGGCAAGCAAUGCUGGAGUACUAAACACUGUGCAGUCAGCAGCCCAAGCAGUGUUACAGAGUGGAUGGUCUGUUCUAUUGCCAACAGCUGAAGAGAGAGCGAGGGCACUUUCAGCUCUCUUACCAAAUGCAGCUUCUGGAAACGAAAUGACUAUAAGUCCUGGUCGACGGUUUAUGAUUGAUUUGUUGGUGAGCAGUUUGAUGGCUGACGGUGGCUUGGAAUGUGCAUUGAACACCGCAAUAACAGCAGAAAUUCAGGACAUAGAAGCUAAAAAAGAAGCCCAGAAGGAGAAGGAAAUUGAUGAGCAGGAAGCAAAUGCAUCAUCACUUCACAUGAGCAGCACACCACUGGAUAAAGAUCUAAUCAAUGCAGGAAUCUAUGAGUCUGCAGGGAAGCAGACCUUGCCUCUGGUGCAACUUAUACAGCAGCUACUAAGGAACAUUGCUUCCCAAACAAUUGCUAAGUUGAAGGAUAUGGCACGACGCAUUUCAUCUUGUUUAGAACAGGAACAUUACAGUAAGGAGAGGUCAGCUUCCAUGGACCUUCUUUUACGUUUUCAAAGACUACUUAUCAGCAAGCUAUACCCUGGGAAUGAUGUGGACCAAACGGCAAAUACUCACGCACCUGAACAUUUAGGAGUCGGUUCUUUGCUGAAAAAAUACAUAGCUCUCCUAUGUACCCAUAUUGGAGACAUACUUCCUGUCGCAACCAAUAUUGCAUCCGUAUCUCUCAGGCAUUUUGCUGAGGUGUCUCGUAUUGUGGCAGGAGAUCUUACAGGUGUUAUUCUCCCAGAACUUGUGGUAUCUACGGUGCUGCUACUCUGUAAAAAUGCUUGGCUUAUGCAGGAGUCGGGUGCUAUUCCUCUUCUUGCAAGUCUCCUGGAACCAUUGGAUAAAUUCAAUCAUCUGGCACCAGGAAAAGAGAGAGACGACAAUGAGGACUUGGCCUGGCCAGGCAUAUUGGGGUCAUUUUAUAAUGGGCAGAACUCCAGAAACAAUGAGGAGGUGACACUAAUCCGGAAGGCUGACUUGGAGAAUCAUAAUAAGGAUGGAGGCUUUUGGACAGUAAUUGACGGGAAAGUAUAUGACAUCAAGGACUUUCAGGCUCAGUCACUACAAGCAAAUACUAUCCUUGCUCACUUUGCUGGGGAGGACCCAGUAGUUGCCCUUGAAGCUGCUUUGCAGUUUGAAGACACAAGAGAGUCAAUGCAGGCCUUCUGUGUGGGCCAUUAUAUGGAACCAGAUCAAGAAGUUAUUGCAGCACCAGACCUCAGCAGUUUGUCUUCCCCUCUCAUUGAUACUGAGAGAAAUUUGGGUCUGCUUCUUGGACUUCAUGCAUCCUACCUCUCAUUAAGUACCCCACUGGCACCUGUGGAAGUUGAAUGUGCUAAGUGGCUAAGAUCAUCUAUAUUCUCUGGAGGCCUUCAAACCAGCCAGAUUCAUUACAGUUACAAUGAAGAGAAAGAUGAGGACCAUAGCAACUCUCCAGGAAAUACAGCUUCCAACAAAGCCAAACUGUAUGCACAUAAACUUUCUAUGAGUGAUCAUUCUCAACCUUUCCUUCAGGCUAUCGCUGAUAAUAAUACCCAAGAUCACAAUGUUAAGGAAUUCCUCUGCCAGAUUGACAGAUACUGUAAACAGUGCCACUUGACCACACCAAUUACAUUUCCUCCAGAGCAUCCUGUGGAAGAAGUAGGCCGCUUGCUGCUGUGUUGUCUACUGAAACAUGAGGAUUUAGGCAAUAUAGCUUUGUCUCUUGUUCAUCAUGGAGCUCUGAGUGUGGAACAAGUCAAGCACAAGACAUUGCCCAAGUCUGUUGUAGAUGUCUGUCGUGUUGUUUAUCAGGCUAAGUGCUCCCUUAUAAAGACUCAUCAGGAACAAGGGCGAUCUUACAAAGAAGUUUGUGCUCCAGUCAUUGAGCGCUUGAGGUUUUUGUUUAAUGAGCUUCGUCCUGCAGUAUGCAAUGAUCUUUCAAUUGUUUCAAAGCUCAAACUUCUAAGUUCUGUUCCCCGUUGGAAAAGAAUAGUUCAAAAGAUUAUACGUGAAAAACGGAAAAAGAAAGUUCCAAAAAAAUCAGAGUCGGCUGAUGUGGAUGAUACAAAGCUUGGAAAUGAGGAAGGGGAAAUGGAGGAAUCAUGUGUUGUCCCUUCUAGUCCUGUGUCUGUGGAUAAGAAAACUGUUCCUAUAAAAUCACCAAAGGAUAAGUGGCAACCGUUAUUAAGCACUGUGGCUGGCGUUCACAAAUACAAAUGGUUGAAACAUAAUGUGCAGGGUACAUACCCUCAGUCAGCGCUGCUUGGUACUAUCGUAGAAUUUGUACUGAAGGAAGAGCCAGUGGAUGUAGAAAAAAUGAGAAAGUGCUUGUUAAAGCAGUUGGAGAGAGCAGAGGUGCGUCUAGAAGGAAUAGAUACUAUGUUAAAACUUGCAGCAAAAACAUUCUUGCUUCCUUCUGUGCAGUAUGCCAUGUUUUGUGGCUGGCAGAGACUUGCUCCUGAGGGAACCAAUAUAAGUGAACCACUGACUGACUGUUUAAAAGAUGUUGACCUAAUCCCUCCUUUCAACCGCAUGCUGCUGGAGGUAACCUUUGGGAAACUGUAUGCUUGGGCUGUUCAAAACAUAAGGAACACACUGAUGGAUGCAAGCAGCUGUUUCAAAGAAAUGGGUAUCCAGCCUGUUCCCCUACAGACAAUCACUAAUGAAAAUCCUUCUGGACCAAGUCUGGGUACCAUACCACAAGCACGUUUUAUGCUGGUAAUGGUAAAUAUGCUUACAUGCCAACAUGGAGCAAAGAGCCUCAACCUUCUUCUGAACUCUGGAAUGCUGGCACUGACACAGACCAUUUUGAGGCUAAUUGGUCCCAGCUGUGAAAACAGCGAGGAUGAUUCCAGUGUGUGUGUCAUGGGUGCCUCAGCCACUGUACUGGAAGAGUCCAGAAAAGAGACCACACCAGUGCAGCUCCCAGCAUCUGGACCAGAACUAGCUGCUAUGAUGAAAAUUGGUACUAGAGUUAUGAGGGGAGUGGAUUGGAAAUGGGGAGACCAGGAUGGGCCCCCUCCUGGCUUGGGUCGUGUAAUUGGGGAACUGGGAGAAGAUGGCUGGAUAAGGGUUCAGUGGGAUACAGGCAGCACAAAUUCUUACAGAAUGGGAAAAGAAGGGAAAUAUGAUCUAAAACUGACCGAGCCGCCACCAGCUACUCAAGCUAUGGCAGAGGAUUCUGACACAGAAGAUGAUUCAGAAGGAGAGCAAAUUGACAAAAACCUGCACCCUACCUCUUUGAUGCUAAUGAGCACAGUAAAUCUGCUCCAGGCUCUAUGCCUUUCAGCGGGUGUCAAUGCCGAGGUCAUGCAAUCUGAAACAACUAGGACCCUGUGUGGUUUGCUUCGGAUGCUGGUGGAAAGUGGGACCAUGGACAAAACAAGCACUCAGUCUAAUAAACUAGUAUAUAAAGAGCAGCACAAAAGUUGGUGCACACUGGGGUUCAUUAGGAGCAUAGCCAUUAUGCCACAAAUGUGCAGUACACUCAGCAUGCCACAGUGGAUAUCGCUGCUUAUGAAAAUUGUUGAGGGACCAGAAUCAUUUUCUGCUGCUUCUCUACAAAGACAGAUUCUUGCUGUUAGACUUUUACAAGCAGUACUUCCAUCUUGGGACAAAAAUGAAAGAUCAUGUGAUAUGAAAACCCUUGUUGAAAAACUUUUUAGCUUCCUGGGUAGCCUGCUGAGCACUUGUUCUUCUGAUAUUCCUCUUCUUCGUGAAUCUACUUUAAGGAGAAGAAAGGCGCGCCCACAGGCAUCGCUGACUGCUACCCAUAGCAGUACCUUGGCAGAGGAGAUUGUAGCUUUACUUCGCACCCUUCAUUCACUAAAUCAGUGGAAUGGUCUUAUCAACAAAUAUAUCAACUCACAGCUCAACUCUGUCACCAACAUUUUUGAGGGAAAACGCUUUGACAUGACUGUUUUAGAAGAUUAUUUUCCUGACUCCGAGGGUCCUGAAGUGGGCAGUCUCAUGGCAGUACUUGCAGUUAUAGGUGGCAUUGACAGCCGCCUUCGCUUGGGAGGACAAGUUGUGCAAGAUGAGUUUGGAGAAGGCACUGUGACAAGAAUUACUCCUAAGGGAAAAAUCACAGUACAGUUUCAUGAUGUGCGGACAAGUCGUAUUUGUCCUCUAAAUCAGCUCCAUCCAAUGCCUGUAGUGCCAUUUAAUGUGAAUAACUUGCCUUUCACGGAUUCAAUGCUUUCAGUGUGGGCCCAGCUUGUGAACUUGGCAGGAUGUAAGCUAGAAAAGCACAGGCUGAAGAAGUCUAUGAGGCAGGGCCUCACAGACCAAGUGGACUUGGACCGUUUAAGAUGCCAGCAACUAAAACUCUACAUAUUAAAAGCUGGACGGGCACUUCUUUCUCACCAAGACAGAUUACGCCAGAUCUUAUCUCAGCCUUCUGUUCAGGAACCAGGACUGAUUGCAUCUGAUGAGGGAGCUACUGCUUCUCCUGAAAUGGUCGAUAUGUCUCCAGAGGGACCACAGCCACCCAUGAUACUUUUGCAGCAGUUACUGACAGCUGCCACACAGCCUUCUCCAGUAAAGGCUAUAUUUGACAAGCAAGAAUUGGAGGCUGCAGCUCUGGCUGUCUGUCAGUUUUUGGCAGUGGAGUCAACACAUCCAUCAACUCCUCUGUUUGAGGACAUUUGCAGUUCAAGUGAGGCCUCUUCUCCUGUAACAAUGCAGCACAUCCGUCCGGCUAAAGUAAAGAAGCGCAAGCAGUCACCUAUUCCACCGGUUCCUAUUGUGGUGCAACUGAUGGAAAUGGGAUUUCAGAGAAAAAACAUUGAAUUUGCUCUUAAGUCUCUCUCUGGAGCUUCAGGAACUGCCUCAAGUUCUCCAGGAGUGGAGGCUUUGGUUGGUUGGCUCUUGGAUCAUCCUGACAUUCAGAUCGCCGAAUUGUCAGAUGCUGAGACUGCUUCUGAGGAUUCUGAUGAGGAGAUUGUUGAGGAGGUUGAAGAAACUGAGGCUUCUUACCCAAUGGCUAAUGGUGCUGUUGUGACAGAAAGCCAAACCUACAAGAAAAGAGCUGAUUUCUUAAGCAAUGAUGAUUAUGCGGUAUACGUGAGGGAAAAUGUCCAGGUUGGAAUGAUGGUACGAUGUUGUCGUACAUAUGAAGAGGUUUGUGAAGGUGAUGUUGGUAAAGUUAUUAAAUUGGACCGUGAUGGGCUGUAUGACCUUAAUGUCCAGUGUGAUUGGCAGGAAAAAGGUGGAACUUACUGGGUUCGAUACAUCCAUGUUGAGUUACUUGGUUUUCCACCACAGAGUUCACCUUCACACAUUAAGAUUGGAGACAAAGUCCGGGUGAAGGCUUCUGUGACUACACCAAAAUACAAAUGGGGUUCUGUCACACAUAGAAGUGUGGGUGUUGUAAAAGCCUUUAGCGCAAAUGGAAAAGAUGUGAUUGUAGAUUUCCCUCAACAGUCACACUGGACUGGAUUGUUGUCAGAAAUGGAACUGGUCCCAAGCAUUCACGCUGGAGUAACGUGUGAUGGCUGUCAGAUGUUUCCUAUCCAUGGAUCAAGAUUUAAAUGCCGUGUUUGCGAUGAUUUUGAUUUCUGCGACACUUGCUUCAAGAAUCGCAAGCAUAAUGCAAGGCACACAUUUGGGAGAAUAAAUGAACCAGGCCAGUCUCCUGUGUUUUGUGGGCGAUCUGGAAAACAGCUUAAACAGCGACACAGUGGACAGAGAGGGAUGUUACUGGAUGAUUGGUCAAGGAUUGUAAAAAGUUUGACCGUUUCUUCAUCUGUGAAUCAAGCAUCACGUCUAAUUGAUGGUAGUGAUCAAUGCUGGCAGUCGUCUGGGUCACAGGGAAAGCAUUGGAUACGCCUGGAGAUCUUCCCUGAUGUCUUUGUGCAUAGACUAGUGAUGACUGUGGAUCCAGCAGACAGCAGCUACAUGCCAUCUCUAGUGGUGGUGUCAGGUGGAAAUUCACUUAAUAACCUAAUAGAACUGAAGACAAUCAAUAUAAACCCUACAGACUUAAAUGUUGUACUUCUGACUGAUUGUACAGAGUAUCACAGAUAUAUUGAAAUUGCUAUAAAGCAGUGUCGAAGCUCCGGCAUUGAUUGCAAGAUUCACGAACUAAAUUUGGUAGGCCAGAUACGAGCAGAAGAUGAAGAUAUGGCAACUGUUCCUUUCCUUGCAUCAGACAACGAUGAAGAAGAUGAUGAUAAAGCAAGCACUGGCAGUUUUGUUAGAAAGAAGACCGCUGGUUUGGAAUCUACAGCAACAAUCAGAACCAAGGUUUUUGUAUGGGGAUUGAAUGACAAAGAUCAACUGGGAGGACUGAAAGGAUCCAAGAUCAAAGUUCCAUCAUUUUCUGAGACCCUUUCUGCACUGAAUGUUGUACAAGUCGCCGGUGGAUCCAAGAGCCUUUUUGCAGUAACUGCAGAGGGCAAAGUGUAUGCUUGCGGAGAGGCCACCAAUGGAAGAUUGGGCUUAGGCAUUUCUAGUGGCACAGUUCCCAUUCCUCGCCAAAUUACAGCUCUGAGCAACUAUGUGGUAAAGAAAGUUGCUGUUCAUUCAGGUGGAAGACAUGCAACGGCUUUAACUGUGGAUGGUAAAGUUUUUUCCUGGGGAGAAGGUGAUGAUGGCAAACUGGGACAUUUCAGCAGAAUGAAUUGUGAUAAACCACGAUUGAUUGAGGCACUGAAAACCAAACGCAUCAGAGACAUCGCCUGUGGCAGUUCUCACAGUGCUGCCAUUACAUCUAGUGGGGAGCUGUACACAUGGGGUCUUGGAGAAUACGGCCGUCUGGGACAUGGAGACAAUACUACACAACUGAAACCAAAAAUGGUAAAAGUGUUAUUGGGACACAGGGUGAUUCAGGUUGCUUGUGGAAGUAGAGAUGCACAAACUCUGGCACUAACCGAUGAAGGGCUUGUGUUUUCCUGGGGUGAUGGAGAUUUUGGAAAGUUAGGCCGUGGAGGCAGUGAGGGCUGCAACAUUCCUCAGAACAUUGAAAGACUGAACGGGCAGGCUGUCUGUCAGAUUGAAUGUGGAGCUCAGUUUUCUUUGGCACUAACAAAGUCUGGAGUAGUUUGGACAUGGGGAAAAGGUGAUUAUUUUCGGCUUGGCCAUGGGACAGAUGUCCAUGUGAGGAAGCCACAAGUGGUUGAAGGACUAAGAGGAAAGAAGAUAGUUCAUGUGGCAGUUGGAGCCCUCCAUUGCCUUGCUGUAACAGAUGCUGGGCAGGUUUAUGCAUGGGGAGAUAAUGAUCAUGGGCAACAAGGCAAUGGAACAACUACUGUCAACAGGAAGCCUACCCUUGUCCAUGGUUUGGAAGGACAAAAGAUCACACGUGUAGCUUGUGGGUCUUCACACAGUGUGGCCUGGACUACUGUGGAUGUGGCAACACCAUCUGUUCAUGAGCCAGUCCUCUUUCAAACAGCAAGGGAUGCCCUUGGAGCCUCUUACCUUGGUGUACCUUCAGAUUCAGAGUCUUCACCUUCUUCCAGCAACAAAAUCAGUGGGGUCAGUAGCUUAAAACCUAAUCGGCCUUCCCUUGCAAAGAUUCUUCUGUCUAUCGAUGGCAGCCUUGCCAAACAGCAAGCACUCUCACAUAUACUCACUGCAUUACAGAUAAUGUAUGCCAGGGAUGCUGUAGUUGGAGCUCUGAUGCCAGCCAGUAUGAUUGCACCAAUGGAGUGCCCAUCUUUAUCUACUGCCCCUCCAUCAGACAUGUCUGGAACUUCUAGCCCUAUUAAUGGUGAUGAUAUAAUGUUAGCAAUGGACCUGGAAGACAGAUUAAGUCCAAGCCCAUGGCAAGACCGGAAAGGAGAGGUGAAUUCUUCAGAAGAUGCAGUUACCCCUUCUGCUGUAACUCCCUCUGCAUCUGCAGCCUCAUCUAGGCCAUUCAUACCAGUUACAGAUGAUCCUGGAGCAGCUAGUAUAAUUGCAGAGACAAUGACUAAAACAAAAGAGGAUGUGGAAAGCCAAAACAAGGUGACUGGUCCUGAACCCCAGUGCUUGGAUGAAUUCACAAGUUUGCUAGUCCCAGAUGACACACGAGUCAUGGUUGACCUGUUAAAGCUGGCUGUUUCCAAUAGAGCUGGUGAGAAGGGAAAGGAAGUACUGUCAGCUGUACUCUCUGGCAUGGGCACAGCCUAUCCACAGGUUGCUGAUAUGCUUUUGGAGCUGUGUGUCACAGAACUGGAAGAUGUAGCCACAGACUCACAGAGUGGACGCCUCUCCUCACAACCAGUUGUGGUAGAAAGUAGCCACCCUUAUACGGAUGAUACUUCAACUAGUGGCACUGUGAAAAUACCAGGUGCUGAGGGCCUUAGAGUAGAAUUUGACCGCCAGUGUUCUACAGAGCGGCGUCAUGACCCACUCACCAUAAUGGAUGGGGCCAACAGGAUAGUUUCUGUCCGAUCAGGUCGGGAGUGGUCAGACUGGUCUAGUGAACUGCGGAUUCCAGGUGAUGAACUAAAAUGGAAAUUCAUUAGCGAUGGAUCUGUUAAUGGAUGGGGCUGGAGAUUCACUGUUUACCCAAUAAUGCCAGCUGCAGGCCCUAAAGAUCUUCUCUCUGAUCGGUGCAUACUUUCUUGUCCAUCCAUGGAUCUGGUCACCUGUCUACUAGACUUUAGGCUGAAUUUUGCAUCCAACAGGAGUAUUGUUCCCCGCCUGGCUGCUUCCCUUGCAGCUUGUGCUCAGUUAAGUGCUCUGGCUGCAGGUCAUAGAAUGUGGGCUCUUCAGAGGUUGCGGAAACUUUUGACAACAGAGUUUGGGCAAUCAAUCAACAUCAAUAGACUACUUGGUGAUGGAGAAACAGAAACACGUGCAAUGAGCUUUAGUGGCAGUGCUUUAGCUGCCCUGGUCAAGGGCCUUCCUGAAGCCUUGCAGAGACAAUUUGAAUAUGAAGAUCCAAUUGUAAGAGGAGGAAAACAAUUACUUCAUAGUCCUUUCUUUAAGGUGCUAGUGGCCUUAGCUUGUGACCUGGAAUUGGAUACUCUUCCAUGCUGUGCGGAGACCCACAAAUGGGCUUGGUUCAGGAGAUACUGCAUGGCUUCCAGGGUGGCAGUUGCAUUAGACAAGAGAACACCACUUCCUCGCCAGUUUCUAGAUGAGGUGGCCAAGAAAAUACGGGAAUUGAUGGCAGAUAACGAAAAUAUGAAUGCUGGUCAUGAGAGCCAUGACACAUUCAAGAGAGAGCAAGAUGAGCAACUUGUCCAGUGGAUGAACAGACGGCCUGAUGAUUGGACUUUGUCAGCUGGAGGCAGUGGAACAAUUUAUGGCUGGGGUCACAAUCACAGAGGGCAGCUUGGUGGCAUUGAAGGUGCAAAAGUUAAAGUUCCAACACCUUGCGAGGCACUAGCAACCCUCCGGCCAGUGCAGUUAAUUGGGGGAGAGCAAACGCUAUUUGCUGUAACAGCUGAUGGAAAGCUCUAUGCAACUGGAUAUGGAGCAGGUGGAAGGCUGGGAAUUGGCGGCACAGAAUCAGUAUCUACUCCCACACUUCUGGAGUCAAUCCAGCAUGUAUUUAUUAAGAAGGUGGCUGUGAACUCUGGUGGAAAGCAUUGCUUGGCUUUGUCAUCUGAAGGAGAGGUUUAUUCCUGGGGGGAAGCAGAAGAUGGAAAAUUAGGCCAUGGAAACAGAAGCCCUUGUGAUCGUCCUCGUGUUAUCGAGUCUUUGCGGGGAACAGAAGUAGUUGACAUUGCUGCUGGAGGAGCACACAGUGCAUGUAUCACUGCAGCCGGUGAACUGUAUACCUGGGGAAAGGGACGCUAUGGGCGACUUGGUCAUGGAGACAGUGAAGAUCAGUUAAAGCCUAAACUGGUGGAAGCCCUACAAGGAUACCGUGUGAUAGAUAUUGCCUGUGGUAGUGGCGAUGCACAAACUCUUUGUCUGACUGAUGAUGAUACUGUUUGGUCCUGGGGAGAUGGAGACUAUGGGAAACUAGGACGUGGUGGAAGUGACGGUUGCAAAGUUCCCAUGAAAAUUGAUUCUCUUACUGGUGUUGGUGUAACAAAAGUGGAAUGUGGCUCUCAGUUUUCUGUGGCACUGACAAAGUCCGGUGCUGUGUAUACAUGGGGGAAAGGAGAUUAUCAUCGUUUAGGUCACGGAUCUGAUGACCAUGUAAGGAGACCACGUCAAGUCCAAGGACUACAGGGGAAGAAAGUUAUUGCCAUUGCCACUGGAUCAUUGCACUGUGUUUGCUGCACAGAGGAUGGAGAAGUUUAUACAUGGGGUGAUAAUGAUGAAGGACAACUUGGAGAUGGAACAACCAAUGCCAUUCAAAGGCCAAGGCUAGUUGCUGCACUGCAGGGUAAAAAAAUCAACAGAGUUGCUUGUGGGUCUGCGCACACGUUGGCCUGGUCAACAAGUAAGCCUGCUAAUGCUGGCAAGCUUCCUUCCCAGGUUCCAAUGGAAUAUAACCACCUACAGGAGAUCAUGAUAAUAGCAUUGAGAAAUAGAUUGCUUUUAUUGCACCAUAUCUCAGAGCUAUUUUGUCCAUGCAUCCCUAUGUUUGACUUGGAGGGGCGGCUUGAUGAGUCUGGACAGGGUCCUUCCAUUGGGUUUGAUACGUUACGUGGAAUUCUCAUUUCACAAGGAAAGGAGGCAGCCUUUCGCAAGGUUGUUCAAGCCACUAUGGUUCGGGAUCGGCAGCACGGUCCUGUGGUUGAGUUAAAUAGGAUACAGGUUAAGCGUUCAAGAAGCAAAGGAGGACUGGCAGGGCCUGAUGGUACAAAAUCUGUCUUUGGCCAAAUGUGUGCAAAAAUGGCUUCCUUCAGUCCUGACAGCCUACUGCUACCUCAUCGAGUCUGGAAGGUCAAAUUUGUUGGUGAGUCUGUUGAUGACUGUGGUGGAGGCUACAGUGAAUCAAUUGCAGAAAUGUGUGAAGAACUUCAGAAUGGACUAACACCUCUACUUAUUGUAACUCCAAAUGGGAGGGAUGAGUCUGGGGCUAAUAGGGACUGCUUUCUCCUGAACCCAGCUGCCAAGACUACUCUUCACAUGAAUAUGUUCCGUUUUCUGGGUGUGCUCCUUGGAAUUGCAAUUCGAACUGGGAGUCCUCUGAGCCUUAAUCUUGCUGAACCAGUGUGGAAGCAGCUGGCAGGCAUGAAUUUAACAAUUGCUGACCUUAGUGAAGUGGAUAAAGAUUUCAUCCCUGGGCUUAUGUAUAUUAGAGAUAAUGAGGCCACAUCUGAGGAGUUUGAAGCAAUGAUUCUCCCUUUCACCGUUCCAAGCGCAAGUGGGCAAGACAUACAGCUGAGCUCUAAGCACACCCACAUUACAUUAGACAAUCGUGCAGAAUAUGUGAGGCUGGCAAUUGGCUACAGAUUGCAUGAGUUUGAUGAGCAAGUUGCAGCAGUUCGAGAAGGGAUGGCACGUGUUGUUCCUGUUCCACUCUUAUCACUGUUUACUGGCUAUGAACUUGAAACUAUGGUCUGUGGCAGCCCUGAUAUUCCACUUCAUUUGCUGAAAUCUGUAGCCACCUACAAAGGUAUUGAGCCAACUGCAUCCCUCAUCCAGUGGUUUUGGGAUGUAAUGGAGUCUUUUUCCAACACUGAGCGUUCUCUUUUCCUCCGGUUUGUGUGGGGAAGAACCAGACUACCACGUACUAUAGCAGACUUCAGAGGAAGGGAUUUUGUUAUUCAGGUUUUGGAUAAGUACAAUCCUCCAGAUCACUUCCUACCAGAAUCCUACACGUGCUUCUUUCUGCUGAAGCUCCCUAGAUACUCUUGCAAGCAGGUCCUGGAGGAAAAAUUAAAAUACGCCAUUCACUUUUGUAAGUCCAUAGACACGGACGACUACGCGCGGAUUGCACUAACUGGCGAGCCCGCAGCCGAUGACAGCAGUGACGACUCCGAUAAUGAAGAUGCAGAUUCUUUUGCAUCAGAUUCCACCCAAGACUACCUAACUGGACACUAAAUGAAGAGAGCAGCUGUAGGCUCUCAUGCACUGAGAACCCCCCCACCCCCCGGCAUUAGAAGGGAAAUAGGCAAUCCAAAGUUAGUAGUGAAACAUACAGGAAUAUGUAAAGAGACUUUAUGUGAAUUCUGUGAACUUUUUUUUUUGUCUAUAAAUAAUUGAUUGCCUAUUCCUAAAUAUGCUGCACUGCGUCUAUAUAGUGUUUUAUUAAAUGUGUUGUAAAUGUUUAUAAAAAGUGCAGCGUCACAGGCAAAUAAGGGCAUACAGCCUGUACAUGUGAGUGCAAUAGUCCCCCCCAUCCCCCCCGAAUGUAUUGUAUUAUUGUAUUCUAUGGAUUUUCUUAAGUGUGAAUAACAGUCCUGUGCAGAACAGAAUAGUAUUAAUAUUUCACUUCCUAGCACACUGCUAGUUUCAAAGAGCUUAUCAGUAUUUCUUAAAUGGCAAGCUCACCUUUAAAUUAACUUUCGGUAUGUUAUAGAUCAGCCUAUUCCUAGCAUCUCGUUUUCUAGGAAUUAAAUUGUUUACAUCAUGCUGAAAGUUAAUUUAUGGGGAACGGCUCCUUUAAUGUUACAAUGACAUGAAGCAGAAGAGAAUUCCUUGUGUCUUAAAUUCACAGUCUUUAACAUGAGGCUCUACAGCUGCUGUUAUACUACAAUUCCCAGCAUCCCAAAGCAAGCCAAUGGCAGUUACUGUUUAGCAGCAGCCGGGGAGGAUUAAGUAAAAGAUCUGUGUCCUACAUAGCCCUAUCUGUAUAUUUCAGCUUAGAUUCAGUGGUCUUCUGCCACAACUGUUACUUUUCAUGGAAAUUGUAUAUAACUGAUUAGUGCCACUAUACAUAUAUAUAUAUAUAUAUGCAAAUAAUGUCUCCCUGAAUAAACUGUCAAACAGUGUGGAUUUUCUUUGA
Molecule: messenger RNA, 15825 nt
Organism: Xenopus tropicalis (tropical clawed frog)
Lineage: Eukaryota; Metazoa; Chordata; Amphibia; Anura; Pipidae
Gene: herc2
Product: HECT and RLD domain containing E3 ubiquitin protein ligase 2
Exons: 94
Coding region: 375-14921 (4848 amino acids)
Biological process (GO): protein ubiquitination; ubiquitin-dependent protein catabolic process
Cellular component (GO): centriole; nucleus
Molecular function (GO): ubiquitin protein ligase activity; metal ion binding; zinc ion binding
Source: RefSeq, a predicted model, not a curated record